AUUUUCUCCAAUCUUCAACCCGCAACACUUGCACCAGAACAGUCGCAAACAUGGCUAAGAUUAAGAAGAAGGGAACCUCUGGCCAGGCCAAAAACUACAUUACCAGAACCCAGGCCGUGCGCAAACUUCAGAUUUCCCUCCCGGAUUUCCGUCGACUAUGUAUCUUCAAGGGAAUUUACCCCCGUGAGCCCCGGAACAAGAAGAAGGCUUCCAAGACCUCCACUCCCAACACCACUUUCUACUACACGAAAGAUAUUCAGUUCCUCCUCCAUGAGCCCCUCCUGAGGAAGUUCCGUGACCAAAAGGCACUUGCGAAGAAGAUUGCUCGCUCCCUUGGACGUGGUGAAGUCUCUGAUGCGUCCCGUUUGGAGAAGAACCAUGCGCCGAAGCUCACCUUGGACCAUAUCAUCAAGGAGCGCUACCCGACAUUCAUUGACGCUCUGAGAGAUCUCGACGAUGCCUUGUCUCUGCUGUUCCUCUUUGCCAACCUCCCCUCUUCUCCCCAUGUCCCAGCCAAGACCAUCGCUCUCUGCCAGCGGGUUACCCACGAGUUCCAGCACUACCUGAUCACCACGAACUCUCUGCGCAAAUCUUUCCUGUCGAUCAAGGGUAUCUACUACCAGGCGACUAUCCAGGGACAGGACAUCAUGUGGCUUGUGCCCUACCGCUUUGUGCAGCGUGUCAAUGGCGACGUCGACUACCGUAUCAUGGCCACUUUCGUCGACUUCUACACGACUCUGCUCGGAUUCGUCAACUACCGUCUUUACUCGACUCUUGGUCUUCGCUAUCCCCCCAAGUUCGACAAGAGGAGCGAUGAGAAUGGUGCUGAGUUGGCGGCCUUCACUCUGGAGGGUCGCACCGUCGGCGAAGCCCCCAAGGCUCUCGAAGCCAACAAGCAGGCGAGCAAGCCUUCCAACCAGGAAGUCUCCAAGGAGGUUCAGGCCAAGGUCGACAAGGUCAUCAAGACCGCAGGCUUGGAUCAGACUAGAGACGAGCAGGUUACCGAGACAGCCGAAGAAGCUUCCGAGGCUAUCGACAAGUUCGAGCCUACUGCCCCCGAGGCCGACACUCUUCCCCAGCCCGACUUGAGCGGAGAUGAGGCUGGUUCUCUGUUCGCACCUUUCGUUUUCUACGUUUCCCGUGAGGCCCCCAAGGCGCCCCUGGAGUUCAUCCUUCGCUCCUUCGGCUGCACCAGGAUUGGAUGGGACGCUGUCCUCGGUGACGGAGCUUUCACCCACGAUGAGACGGAUACUCGCAUCACCCACCAGAUUGUCGAUCGCCCUUCUUUGCCUGAGUCUUCCCUGCCCGCUAUCCCUGCUGCUUCGACAGACGGUGCUGCUCAGAAGGUCAGACCGGGAACCCGCAUUCCCGGCAGAACCUAUGUCCAGCCCCAAUGGGUGUGGGACUGCAUCAACGAGGGCAAGCUCCUUCGUGCUGAUCUGUACGCCCCGGGUGCCACUCUUCCCCCUCACCUGAGCCCGUGGGUCAAGCCUUCCAAGGGUGGCUAUGACCCCCGCGCCAGCUUGGCCGAGCAGGAGGAGGAAGGUGAGGCAGAGCUGGACGAAGACAGCGACGAAGAGAUGGAGGAGGCCACUGAUGAGAAGAAGGCCGAGACCAAGGAAGAGGAGUCCGAGGCUAAAAGCGAGGAAGAGUCCGAUAUCAACGGUGGCAUGGAUGUCGCUGAGACUGAUGAGGACGAGAGCGAGAGCGAGGAAGAGGAUGAGGACUUCGGCGGCUUCGAGGACAACGAGGCCGCCUCCGAGUCUGAGGAUGAAGAGGAGGCCGCCCGGACACAGCACCAGAAGGAGCUGGAGGCUGAAGCUGCUGGCCUUCCUUUCUCGUCUGGUGGUGGUGCUGGCGAAGCAGCCAAGAAGAAGUCCGCUCAGGCCAAGAAGAUCGCCUCCAAGAAGCGCAAGGAGGAGGAAGAGCUGGAGAGACAGAAGAUGAUGAUGAGCCGGAAGAAGCGCAAGCUCCUCGAGAAGAUGAUGUACUCGAACAAGCAGAAGUCCGAAGAGGCUGCCAAGCUGCGGUCUAAGCGGAGAAAGCUCGAGAAGGAGGGCCAGAAAUGAAGUUAGGCACAUAAAAGUUGGCUUUUCUGUGACAAUAGAAUGAUAUCCUGCUGGGAUUUGGAAGCAUUCCUAUAUUGGCGUCUUGAUUCUUUGUAUUUAUCAUAGCAUUCAGUUAGAGUGUUGUCUAAUAAGUAUACACGUCUACCGUCUG
This is a messenger RNA of Aspergillus costaricaensis CBS 115574, 2220 nucleotides long. It is a transcript of the gene nop7, whose product is annotated as mRNA-binding ribosome synthesis protein NOP7. The record is from RefSeq and is a predicted model, not a curated record. The coding region runs from base 51 to 2069 and encodes 672 amino acids. The transcript is spliced from 3 exons. Gene Ontology annotation, biological process: maturation of LSU-rRNA from tricistronic rRNA transcript (SSU-rRNA, 5.8S rRNA, LSU-rRNA); ribosome biogenesis. Gene Ontology annotation, molecular function: RNA binding. Gene Ontology annotation, cellular component: PeBoW complex; nucleolus. NCBI's taxonomy places the organism in Eukaryota, Fungi, Ascomycota, Eurotiomycetes, Eurotiales, Aspergillaceae.